Messenger RNA from Schistosoma rodhaini, 255 nucleotides. The record is from the annotation of a GenBank genome assembly. NCBI's taxonomy places the organism in Eukaryota, Metazoa, Platyhelminthes, Trematoda, Strigeidida, Schistosomatidae.
AUGUCUAAUCUUCAACAUCUCAGUGUAAGAUGGUGUAUCAAUUUAUCAGAUGGUAGUAUACCUCAUUUACUUAGUACGACAGGAUUAAAUUAUCUAUGCUUAAGUGGUUGUAAAAGGAUAAGUGAAGAUGGUCUAUGUACAUUAGCUCGUCAUCCACGUUUGAAUUAUCUGGAAUUGGCUCAUUUACCAGCAGCUACACAACCAGUGAAGUUAUAUUUGAACAAAAAUUUACCAUGUUGUAAAUUAUUAUGCUAG